Trematosphaeria pertusa is the source of this 2358-nucleotide messenger RNA. Its product is annotated as HET-domain-containing protein. The transcript is spliced from 2 exons. Gene Ontology annotation, molecular function: protein binding. The record is from RefSeq and is a predicted model, not a curated record. Bases 1 to 2163 code for a protein of 720 amino acids. Lineage: Eukaryota; Fungi; Ascomycota; Dothideomycetes; Pleosporales; Trematosphaeriaceae.
AUGGCGCCGUACCAAUACUGCGACCUCGACAUACAGAAGCAUGAGUUCCGCUUGCUUCACCUUUUGCCCGGAAAGUUCGAUGAUCGCAUCAAGAUUCAAGUCUGGACCACACCGCUGAUCGUACCACCGGCACGAAUCGACCCGAGAAUUAGUCUGGAUGAGCUGAACAAGACAUUGCCAAAACUGUGGGGAGCCUACAAAACUGUGCAUGGAAGAUAUAUCUUCGAAAAUGGUGAAACGGAGGAAACUUUCUGGUCGCAUCCAGACCCAUCUUUCGACUCUUCAAGGCUCGGUACAACAUUCGAAGACCCACCUGAUGACUAUGAGCCUAGGUAUGAAGCGUUAUCCUACACCUGGGGUCCUCCAGAGAGUUGUCCGGAACUGGCAUUUGUGCAACCAAUAAGUAAUACCUCGACACAGGCAGAUCCAGUCACACUCCCUCUCCGACGAAAUCUUGCCGUUGCGCUACGUCAUAUUCGAUUCCCCAAAGCAACGCGGACUCUGUGGAUCGACGCACUGUGCAUCAAUCAAGAUAACAUUCCCGAACGAAACGAGCAAGUCAAGAGGAUGACGGAUAUUUACAGGCUGGCAGACCGUGUCGUAAUCUGGCUCGGUCCCCGCGAAACCAACAGCGAGGCGGCGAUGAAGAUGCUGGAUCAUCUGGGUGCACAAAUAGUUCUUCUAGAGAAUGAGUGGUGCCAUCGGGCACCUGAAGCAACAGACACGCAAUGGUACCGCCGAGGCAACCCCAUACCAAUUUCACAAGAGAUACUAUCCGCUAUGCACCAUUUGCUCAACCGGGGCUGGUUCGACCGCGUUUGGGUUACGCAAGAAGGGCAGAUGGCCAACAGUCGCUCUAUUGUGAUGUGUGGCGAUGACUCCAUGCCUUGGCCGCAUAUGCAAGCCGCUAUCAUCGGCUUGUGGUCUAAUAAUGUCAGCGGGAGGUCACCUGAGCUGCUUGAGCUAUUCACUAGACUCAUGCACUUUGCUUUCCGUCAGUGUGGACGCCAGUUGUUCGGCUUGAUUACCAGGAAUGCCUACCGGUUGUGCGCCGAUCCGCGGGACAAGAUCUACGGCAUUUUGGGUCUUGCACACCCGACAAUCACCGCCCAAAUCAAACCAAACUACUCACUGACAGUCACCGACGUGUACAAAGAAGUAUUUUUGACAUAUUCGAAAUUUUCAAGUCGAUUGGGCAUGCUGCGCGAAUGCAAUUUGGGCUUGCGGAAUAUCGACGGACCUUCCUGGGUUCCAGACUGGUCAACAGUCACGAAUACGGUGAUCGGGAAACGAGAUCUGAUACUUUACGACACAUCUUCCGCAUGUAUGGACUACUUGCCGCCGAAUACUCUCAAGGUCGCUGGGGUGCACUGCGGUGUCAUUCACCAUAUCGGGUCAGCCACGUCAAGUCAGCCAAAAGAAGUCCUCGAAGUGAUCCGGCAAUGGGAGCCAGAGAAUCUGCAAAUGGCUUCGUAUCCGACAGGCGAGUCCAUGUUGGACGCGUUCGUGUUGACUCUCCGCGGUUGUCAUGUCAAGGAACGGUUCCCAGAUUACGGCUACCCAACCACAGAAUCAUGGAAAGAUACGUACCUGUCGAAAAUAUCACGGCGCACAAGCAGCGCCCAAAUCGAAGACGCAAUGAAGGACAGCACAGUGGUACAAACUGUGAAAAACUGCUCGUAUCAAAGGUUCCUCUGGGCAGAUGCAGGGUACUUUGGACUGGGUCCAGUGAACGCACAGCCUGGUGACCGCAUCUGCGUCUUACUUGGCUGCGAUCAGCCAAUGAUCCUUCGGCCUCACAAAUCCGGUCGCUUUCAAGUAGUCGGCCCUUGUCAUAUCCGUGGCUUUGAAGACUCUGCGGCACUUCUUGGAUCGCUACCCAAAAAUUGGUCGGUCAAGUCUUCCCUUGAGAAGGGAAAGAGACCGACACCUUGGGAAUACCACUUCUACAAUUCCCAGACUGAAGUAACGACGGACCAAGAUCCUCGACUAGAACCCUUGUCAUCCCAGUGGGAAGUGGUGGACACGGAACGUCCUCCAGACAAGCCUUUUGCAAGCUUCAGGAACAACGUCACGGGCGAAGUAGUGUAUGGCGAUCCAAGACUAAGUCCGGAAGCUUUGAAAACCCGUGGGGUUGAGUUGAAGACUUUUGAACUCAUCUGAAUCUCGGUAAGCUUCUUCGCAUCCCAUCUCUCAGUUUGGAAACAGGAGCUUGGAAAUGUUAAACCAAAUACAACGGGGUCGGAGUGUUGUUGACCAAUCAAUUACUAGCAUCCCACAGCCUUGCAUAACUACUGGAUUUGUCAGAAACAACUUCCUCAUCUCCUUACCUACCCAACAGCUGUUUCCUCGUCCAAA